CAUGCUAGUGAGAUAAGACUUGCUAGUGAGAUAAGAGGUGCUAGUGAGAUAAGACGUCCUAGUGAGAUAAGACGUCCUAGUGAGAUAAGACGUCCUAGUGAGAUAAGACAUGCUAGUGAGAUAAGACUUGCUCGUGAGAUAAGAGGUGCUAGUGGGAUAAGACUUGCUAGUAAGGUAAGACAUGCUAGUGAGAUAAGACGUGCUAAUGAGAUAAGACAUGCUAGUGAGAUAAGACGUGCUAGUGAGAUAAGAUGUGCUAGUAAGAUAAGACAUGCUAGUGAGAUAAGACGUGCUAGUGAGAUAAGACAUGCUAGUGAGAUAAGACGUGCUAGUGAGAUAAGACGUGCUAGUGAGAUAAGUUAGUGCUAGUGAGAUAAGACGUGCUAGUGAGACAAGACGUGCUAGUGAGACAAGACGUGCUAGUGAGAUAAGUCAGUGCUAGUGAGAUAAGACGUGCUAGUAAGAGAAGAUGUGCUAGUAAGAAUCUGUCGUUCUGCCCCUGAACAGGCAGUUAACCCACUGUUCCUAGGCCGUCAUUGAAAAUAAGAAUAAGAAUUUGUUCUUAAUUAACUGACUUGCCUAGUAAAAUAAAGGUAAAAGAAAGAAAGAAAAGAUAAGGACAAGGGUGUUGCUGUUUGUUUCUGAAGAUAGAGCCAGUUCCUAAUCUUACCCCUAACCUUAGCCUAAGUAACUUUGACCUUUUAUCCCUUAUCCUUAUCCCACGUUAAGGACAAGUAGCUCAAGUAGCUCGGACUUACCCCUAACUUACCCCUAACCUUGCACAUAAAUUCUGAUGAUUACAGUCCUCUACUGCUGCUGCAGUGUCAUGAGUAGCAUUAUAUAAGGGCUGUACUGAGGUCAGUGUUGACAGACAGAGCAAGCCUUGAGUGGACAAGACAGCACCAUGAAGCUGACCCUGGACCAGUUAUCAGCCCAGCUCAGCUUCACUCCUCUGCUGCAUGUAGAGAACGCCGCACAGGCCAGACUCAACAACAGUUACAGCUUCUACGACUCCCUCCUCCUCCCCUCAUCCUCCUCCUCAUCCCUCCUUCCCCCUGACUCUCUCCUCCCGUCUUCCUCCCUCUACCCUCCUGAUCCUCCCCUCUUCUCCUCCUCCUCGUCCCUCUUCCCCUCUUCCCUCCUCCCUCCUGAUGAUUCAGAGCUGACCAGUUUGUUAUGGACGGUCCAUGAGCCGACCACGGUGGCUCUGACACUCAUGUACUGCCUGUCCUUCCUGGUGGGGUUCGUAGGGAACAUCAUGUCAAUGAAGGUGCUGACCAACCGACGUAGCGAGAGGCUAGCCGCGGUCAGCGCCACGCGGUACCUCCUGGUUAACCUGGCGGUGUGCGACCUGGCCGUGGUGUGUGUCUGCAUGCCCAUAACGCUGGGUCACCAGAUCUACUCGGCCUGGGUCUACGGGGACUUCCUGUGCCGAGCGGUCCCCUUCACCCAGGCCGUCUCUGUGUCGGCUAGCGUGCUAACGCUAACGGUCAUCAGCGUCAACCGUUACUUCAGUGUACGCUGCCCGCUCCGCGCCCGCUCCCUCUUCACCCGCCGCCGGAUCCUCGGGACGGUCGCCGUGGUGUGGGUGGUGUCAUCGGCGAUCUGCGCCCCAUUGGUGUUCAUGAACCGGCGAGAUGAGAUCAGCCUGGGGGCGUCGUUUGUGAUCCCUGUGUGCCAGGAGGUGUGGCCGGGGCCGCGUCUGAAACAGGGCUACACCGUCCUGCUCUUCGUGGCGCUCUACUGCAUCCCCGUGACCUUUAACCUCACCAUCGGCUUCCUGACUGGCCGCCGGCUCUGGGGGGACGGGAAGCGGACGUUUACGGAACUUGACUCCAGAAGCCGAGCGCUGCACACUGAGCGCCUCAAGACGAGGAAGAAGAUCGCCAAAAUGGUGGUGUCCCUGGUGCUGCUGUUUGCAGUUUCCUGGCUGCCCCUGUAUCUGGCUGAGUUCUGGAUCGACCGAGUGCAGCAUCCGCCAUCUUGGCUCAUGCAGAGCCAACCCUUUGCCCAGUGGCUGGGCCUCACCAACUCCAGCCUCAAUCCUAUCUGCUACUGUUUCAUAGGUGAUCUCCACCGUGGGGCCAAGGUGUUCCGUACCCACUACCACCGCCGGAUCGCUGCUCUCUUUGGUUCCUCUUUCGCCAACUCCGCCACGACCACUGCCGCCGAGGGAGGAGUAGCCGCGGCAACCGUGGCCGCGUCCACGACAGCCAUUCCCAAGUUGUUUACCUUUUCCAGGGCGGCAGGGGGGCCAGGCAAGAUAGAGGACAGGUCUGAUUACAGUCUGUCUGACUGGUACAAGUCCAGCCCCAGUGUGUGUGAGAAAUCCCUACUACCCAGUCAUCCUGACAGGCCACAAACACUCUCUAUACGGACCGUCUGUGGGGACAUAAUGGACACCUCCCCUUUAAAUAGAGACUGUGGGGGUAGGAAGGACACACUCCCUUUAAGAAGUCACUCUGAGGACGAACGAGGGGACACCCUCCCUUUAUGGCCUUUAGCAUCUGAGGACAGAAGAGACACCUUGCAUUUAAGACCGGCCUUUGGGGACAGACUGGACACCCAGAUUGGACACCCUCCUUUAAGCACUGUCUCUGUGGACAGCAGAGUGGACACCUCUCCUUUAAGACCAGAUGAUGGGGGUGAGAAAACAGACAGCCUCCCUUUAAGAGGAGACACCUCUCCUUUAAGACCAGAUGAUGGGGGUGAGAAAACAGACAGCCUCCCUUUAAGAGGAGACACUUCUCCUUUAAGUCGAGACUCUGAGGACAUUAUAUCAGACCAUAUAACAAGCCUGUGAA
This is a messenger RNA of Oncorhynchus gorbuscha (pink salmon), 2804 nucleotides long. Its product is annotated as galanin receptor type 2-like. Lineage: Eukaryota; Metazoa; Chordata; Actinopteri; Salmoniformes; Salmonidae. Gene Ontology annotation, cellular component: membrane. Gene Ontology annotation, molecular function: peptide binding; G protein-coupled receptor activity. Gene Ontology annotation, biological process: neuropeptide signaling pathway. The transcript has 2 exons. Bases 905 to 2803 code for a protein of 632 amino acids. The record is from RefSeq and is a predicted model, not a curated record.